AUGCAGGUCCGACAAGAUCAAAGCUGCAAGAGAAUGAACAGUGAAGUACAGAGAAUUGGAAGGAUCUUGGAUUUGACUGACGAUGCUUGGCGAGAAGACAAGCUGCCUCACGAGGAUGUUGCAAUACCACUGAAUGAGUUUCCUGAACCUGAACGGGACAAAGGAGGCACCACGGAAUCUGUUAAAGAACAAGAGAUGAAGUGGAUCGACUUGGCCUUCCAGUACCUCCAUGAGAAUGUUCCCCCCGUAGGAAAUUGA
Rangifer tarandus platyrhynchus (Svalbard reindeer) is the source of this 258-nucleotide messenger RNA. NCBI's taxonomy places the organism in Eukaryota, Metazoa, Chordata, Mammalia, Artiodactyla, Cervidae. The record is from the annotation of a GenBank genome assembly.